Messenger RNA from Thalassophryne amazonica, 1793 nucleotides. Its product is annotated as cytochrome P450 2J5-like. Gene Ontology annotation, cellular component: cytoplasm; intracellular membrane-bounded organelle. Lineage: Eukaryota; Metazoa; Chordata; Actinopteri; Batrachoidiformes; Batrachoididae. The transcript has 9 exons. The record is from RefSeq and is a predicted model, not a curated record. Bases 277 to 1773 code for a protein of 498 amino acids. Gene Ontology annotation, molecular function: heme binding; iron ion binding; oxidoreductase activity, acting on paired donors, with incorporation or reduction of molecular oxygen, reduced flavin or flavoprotein as one donor, and incorporation of one atom of oxygen. Gene Ontology annotation, biological process: xenobiotic metabolic process.
CAAAUCCACAGCAAAACUUCAAUGUUAAUAUUUUACCAUCAAAGUGAGUUUUUUUAGGGGGAAAGUAGGCAGUGACUCGACAUGCUAUAUAAGUUCGCAUUACAGUGAUAUUUUUCAGAGUUUAGAGUUGGAGAUUGCAAGUAUAUGAAUUAUUUACAUCAGGAGUGAACACAGGCUACAAAAGCACAAUUUAUUCGAGCCAGAAAGAAGAAUUUCUUGAAAAGAAAACCGUUUCUGAUCGUCUUUCUCCAGCUGCUGGUUCUGUUCUAUUUGACCAUGUGGCUUCAUGAUUUUUUACCAGGUUCUGACCUCAAGGUUGUUCUCCUGUUCAUUUUUUUGUUACUAUUUAUUGCUGACUUCAUCAAAAACAGGAAUCCUCCAAAUUAUCCUCCAGGACCGCUGGGUCUCCCCUUCGCAGGAAAUUUCUUCAGCGUGAACAGGAAGCAUCCGCAUCUUUAUUAUUAUAAGCUGGUAGAUAUCUAUGGGAGUGUGUUCAGUGUCCGCCUUGGAGUUGAAAGGAUCGUGGUUGUGUCUGGGUUCAAAAUGCUGAAGGAAGCCAUAGUGACACAAGCUGAGAACUUCGUGGAUCGACCACACAAUUCUAUUAAUGAGAGAUAUUACAGAGGAACCUCAGGUGGUUUGUUCAUGAGCAAUGGUGAACAAUGGAGAAUACAGCGACGUUUUGCUCUGCAUACCUUACGUACCUUUGGCAUGGGCAAAAACAGCCUGGAGCAGUGUAUCUGUGAGGAAGCGCAACACCUUCAAGAUCACAUAAAGAAAAAAAAAGGACAAGCUUUCGACCCUGCAAGCAUCUUCUACAAGGUUGUGUCCAACAUCCUUUGCCAUCUUGUAAUGGGGAAAAGGUUUGACUACAAUGAUCACAACUUCCUGGUUCUCCUGAAGCAUGUGAGGGAAAUGUUGCAACUGCAAGGUUCUGUAUGGGGUCAAUUUUAUGAGGCAUUUCCAGGAGUGAUGAAGUAUUUGCCCGGAAAACACAACAAAAUGUUCAACAACUUCAAAUGCUUAGUACGUUGUAUGCAUCAUGAAAUACAGAGUCACAAACAGAACCUGGACCCCAACCAUCCUCGGGACUACAUUGAUGCUUUCCUCAUUGAAAUGCAGAAAAACAAAGACCAGUCUGAAUCUGUCUACAAUGAGGAGAACCUGGCUGUAUGUGCUGGAGAUAUGUUUAUUGCUGGUACAGAGGGAACCACCUCUACUUUGCUGUGGGCUUUGGUUUACCUCAUCAACUACCCCAAUAUUCAGGAGAAAGUCCAGGAAGAGAUAGACAGAGUGAUCGGACAGACGCGUUCCCCAACUGUGGCUGACAGACCCAACCUGCCAUAUACUGACGCUGUGAUCCAUGAGGUCCAGAGGAUGGGAAAUAUUCUUCCUCUCAACGGAAUCAGAAAGGCUACCAAGGACACAACACUGGGAGGUUACUUUAUACCCAAGGGGACUACCGUGAUGCCCACCUUGACCUCUGUAAUGUUUGACAAGACUCAAUGGGAGACUCCUCACACCUUCAACCCUGGACACUUUCUCAGUGUUGAUGGAAAAUUUGUGAAGAGGGAGGCCUGUCUUCCUUUUUCUGCAGGGAAACGCGUGUGUCUUGGAGAAAGCCUUUCCAGGAUGGAGAUCUUCCUGUUUCUGGUCGGAUUAUUACAGAAGUUCUCAUUCUCUACUCCUGACGAAGUAGAACUGAGUACAGAAGGAAUUACAGGACUAACACGUGUGCCCCACCCUUUUAAGGUUUACGCCAAAGCUCGCUGAAGUAUAUGCAAAAUGAUAUA